AUGGGUCGAGGCGGUCGAGGAAGCCCGGCUCCUCGCCGUCCGGUUGACUUGACCGGAGCUAUCUUGCCUGUUGAGAGAAAUGAUUUGGUUACACUGAUCAAUGCUAUAACCGAGAAGCUUCACAACGACAUCAGCAUCAUCUUCGACUCUCCUCCUGUUACCCCGGUUCUUGGGGAUCAGGACAUUGGCCAUCACCAAUUGUUGGCCCUGUCACUCCGCAACACAAAGGAGAAUGCCAACCCCAAGCUUUCGUCCCAAGUCAAGAGAGCCACGCAGGUGCCUCAGCCAAGUUCUAAGGUGGCCGAGUCUGGAGAGAAGGGGGAUGCAGAGGAGAUCACACCUCAACUCAGGGAGCUCAAGAAAGAGGCGCUCCUCUUCUACCGCAAGUGGCAGACGAUCGCCAUGCAGCGUUUCCGGGACUUGAGUGUCAUGGAAGCCAAUGCUCCUCAAACUAAUAUUCGUGGGCGUGGGCGUGGCAGUACUCGAGGUGUAAGAGGUGGUCGCGCUGGCCGCGGUGGUAGAGGCGGCCGUGGAGGGCUUACAGUGACAACUGGCCCUCUCAAGACCCCCUCAAACCACGUCGACCGCGACCUAUCUCGUCGAUUCCCACCAAUUCCGACCUCGCUCUGGACACUUCCCGUUGAGAAACGAAAGCUCUUGCUUCAUAUUUCGCUUCUCAUGGUACUUUCACUCCAAGAGUACAGCGCCUACGCCCGCCUUCUUCUUCUCAACCUCACUUCUUCUCUGAACCUUCCGUUGAAGUUCCUUCAGGAGGAAGAAAAACGCAUUGCGCAGGGAUUGAGUCAGCUUGCUGUCGAUGUGGCCGCCGAGCAGGCCACUGAGCAAAAGCAGGAUGAGAACAAGCCUGUUGGGAAAACCAAGGCGCGUUUGGCUUCUAUGACCGGCCCCUUUCGACUCGGAGCGCAGCUCAUUGCUGCAGGCAUUGGAACCACCCACGGUGGUCAUGGACUAAGACUCCCUGCGGCGGCGGGCUUGUUGGGGCCCAUGUCUGACAAUGGCAUUGCUGCAGGCUCGCUGUUUGGAAUCUAUGGAACGAGACCGACUGGCAAGAUGAUUGAGUCCUUCUCUCGUGAGAUCCAGGACUUUGGCAUUGUUCCCAUCCGAAGCACGCCCCAGGAGGACUAUGUGGACGCCAAAGCCAUCCCAGCCAAGAGUCGACGGCUCCGAGUCAUCAUUGCUGUAAACGGUUGGGUCACUGAGAAAGAAGACAUUGCUCGACCUUGGAAGUACCUCGGCGAUCAUGCAGAGGUGUAUGUCCUGCGGUGGGAAAUGAGUGCUCUUCAGAGCCUGGGAGGUGCGCUCGAGACUGUUGUCCGAAGCUCAGCGUGGGCAGUAGCGAAGAAAGCCGUCACUUCGCGGACCAUAUUUACCAGUCUCAUCGAAGCGUCUUGGCCUGCGGAGCUUAUGAAAGUCAGCAAAAUAAUCGACAACCCUUGGAGCAUCGGGAUGGUUCGCGCUGAAAAGGCCGGUGUGGUGCUUGCAGACGCCAUCAUGCGCAGCAAGAUCCAAGGUGAUCGUCCCGUCUCUCUGAUGGGUUACAGUCUGGCGGCUCGGGCCAUCUAUGUCUGUCUGAUGGUUCUAGCUGAGCGCCGUCAGUUUGGUAUCGUCGAUUCGGUCGUGUUGAUGGGCACGCCGGCACCCUCCGAGAGCCGAGUUUGGCUGACGCUGAAGAGCGUCGUCUCUGGCCGCCUGGUCAAUGUCUACUCGGAGAGUGACUAUCUUCUUGGCUUUUUGUAUCGCACUUCGAACAUCCACUUUGGUGUGGCGGGCCUUCAGCAAAUCCAGGGCGCCGAUGGUGUUGAGAACCACAAUGUUAGUGACCUUGUGAAGGGACACUUGCGCUAUUCGACCCUGACUGGCAAAAUACUCAAGGAUAUUGGCUGGGAGGACUUGAGCAUGGACGCCUAG
Molecule: messenger RNA, 1929 nt
Organism: Fusarium keratoplasticum
Lineage: Eukaryota; Fungi; Ascomycota; Sordariomycetes; Hypocreales; Nectriaceae
Exons: 3
Coding region: 1-1929 (642 amino acids)
Source: RefSeq, a predicted model, not a curated record